AUGGAACGGUUUCUACGCUCCUGGAGACAGGAUGCAUUGAAUCGGGGUCAGCAUGAUUCCGCUAUCUACAUCGGGGACAAGGUCCUUGCACUGACCAACAGCGAUUCCGACGCGUUUUGGCUGGCGCAAGUGCAUUUCUCGAAUAACAACUUCACCCGGGCCCUCGCGCUUCUAUCCCGCAAGGAUCUGAUCUCACGGAGCACCGCCUGUCGCUACCUGGCUGCGCACUCCUACAUUAAGCAGAACCAAUUCGAACAGGCCCUGACCGUCCUCGGGGAACAUAACCCAUCUGAUUUGAUUCGGAAUAAUCACACGCGGCGGAAGACCCAGCACCAAAGCCAUGUUACUUUGCGCAAUGGCAAGAGCGCGACCCCACGAAGCGAUCGAGCCGAGGAGCGCGAAAGGGAGGAUGCCAAUAAUGUACGCUUCGAGGCCGCGAUGUGCUAUCUCCGGGGACUCUGCUUUGCCAAACAGAAUGCCUUCGACCGGGCUCGGGACUGCUACAAGGAUGCCGUGAGGAUUGAUGUCCAAUGUUUUGAGGCAUUCGACCAGCUUAUGAAGAACUCGUUGAUGUCGCCCGCGGAAGAGCUGGAGUUUUUAGAAUCUUUGGACUUUGACUCUGUCUCUUCUCCUGAUCCGAUGAUGGCACAAGAAGCCGCCCAUUUCACGAAGAUGCUUUACACGACUCGCCUGUCGAAAUACUCCUCCCCGAUCAUCCUCUCCGACGCCACGGAAACCCUCUCGACCCAUUACAAUCUGGCUGAAAACCCAGACAUUCUCCUUUCCCGCGCCGAGGCGCUGUACACGCAGUGUCGGUUCGCGGAAGCGCUCGAGCUGACCUCCUCCAUCCUCUCUACCUCCCAAUCUACCGACAUGACCACAACCUCCGUGCCGGCACAGAGUCACUUGGGCCAUGCCCCAGCAAUAUACCCGCUUCACCUGGCCUGUCUGUAUGAGACCGGAGCAACCAAUGCGCUGUUCCUCCUAUCUCACAUGCUCGCGGAUCACUCACCAGAGGAACCCUACACCUAUUUGGCCAUCGGAGUGUACUACCUAUCAGUGUCCAAGGUUGCGGAAGCACGACGAUUCUUUUCCAAGGCCUCACUGCUAGAUCCUCACUCCGCACCGGCAUGGAUCGGAUUUGCGCACACCUUCGCGGCCGAGGGCGAGCACGACCAAGCCAUUGCAGCUUACAGUACCGCGGCUCGCCUCUUCCAGGGCAGUCAUCUCCCCCAGCUUUUCUUAGGCAUGCAACAUCUCGCCCUCAACAACAUGUCUCUAGCACACGAAUACCUCUGCGCCGCCUACUCGAUGUCCACCGGAGCCGCGCCGGACUCUGUCCCUGCACUCCCUCCUGCGCCCAGUUCGACUGCUGCGGCUGUUGGUGGGGAUCCCCUGGUGCUCAACGAGCUGGGCGUGGUAUUCUAUCAUCAGAACCAACUGGUCGGUGCGAUUGAACUCUUCCAGCAGGCUUUGGCCCUCGCUACUACGCUCCAUUGUGAACCCAGUGCGUGGGUCGCUACCCGCGCCAACUUGGGCCACGCCUUCCGCCGCAUGGGACGCAUGCCCGAAGCGCUCCGUGAAUUCGACGAAUGUCUCCGCGUGGGAGCUGGGGGAAGCAGCAUGGGAUGCUCGCCAUUCCUAGGUGCGGGCUCCAGUGGCUCCAGCGCCAUCACUGCAUCUGGCGUUGGCGGAUACGAGGAUCGGGGAUUGAUUGGUUCGCUUCACACAUCUCGUGGCCUCAUUCUUCUCGAAAUGGGCCGUACAACAGAAGCAGUGACGACAUUACACGAGGCUGUGCGUGUCCUCGGAGCCAGCGGCGGUGGUGACGCUGCCGGUGGUGCUGGCGUCGCCGGAACAUUACUUUCGCGCGCUCUCGAACUUUGGGCCAUCGAAGGUCGACAGAGUGACCGGGCCAAGUUCGAAGCCAGCGUCCGGGAAGCCAGCGUGGCCUCCUCCAAGCGACGCGGCGGACCUCGCAGCCACGACUCGAGCAGUAAAGGCAAAGAACGUCCUGCGACAGAAGCCCGCCGACGGCGCCAAGAACCUGUGGUGGAGGAAUGGACCGACGAAGUCCCCCACGUCUCUACCCCGCAGGCCGAGGACGAGAAGGUGGAAAUGGAUCUGGACAAUGAAGCCGAUGGAAUGCUCCGCCGCGCCCUGGGUCGUGUCCGGGGCAAGUCUCGGCGUGCCCCCGCCACCCCGGAUGUCGAUAUCGAGACGCCGGCCCCCUCUAGCGGGCGGAGCCGCAGCACGCGACACGGACGAAGUCAAUCACGCCAGUGA
This is a messenger RNA of Penicillium olsonii, 2286 nucleotides long. The record is from the annotation of a GenBank genome assembly. NCBI's taxonomy places the organism in Eukaryota, Fungi, Ascomycota, Eurotiomycetes, Eurotiales, Aspergillaceae.